Messenger RNA from Paramecium sonneborni, 607 nucleotides. Lineage: Eukaryota; Ciliophora; Oligohymenophorea; Peniculida; Parameciidae. The record is from the annotation of a GenBank genome assembly.
UAUGCCACAUGACACAUUUCUUAGAAUAUUAAAAAAAGGUCCAUUUUAAAUAAGUCUUGCAAAAACACUUGCAUAUCAUCUAAUUUAAAUUCUAGCUACUUUACAUAAUCAUUAAAUAGCUCAUUGUGAUAUAAAGCCAGAGAAUAUAUUAAUAGCUGCAGAUUAUAAAGUCAAACUAUGUGAUUUUGGAUUUGCUAGAAUUACUUAAUAAUUGUAAAGACCUCCUGGGGGUACACCUGGAUACACAGCACCAGAAAUUUAUAAAGGAAAUAAUUUAGAUUUAUUUAAAUGUGAUAUUUUUGCAUUAGGUGUUGUAAUAUUCAUUAUUUUUUUGGGAUUUCCACCAUUUUAAAGCAAUGAUCCUACAUUGAGAGAUUAAUGGUGGAAUAUGAUAUUGAAUAAAUAAUAUGAUAUUUUUUGGAAAAAAUGUGAAUAAUAUAGAUAGCAAAAAUAUCCUUAAGAAUUUAAAGAUAUGAUUAUGCAAAUGUUAGAACCUGAUCCUGAUAAAAGAAUUUGUAUACAAUAAUUAAUUCAACAUUCUUGUUUAUAAAAUGGAGCACCACUUGAACAAAUUGUUUAAGAAGUGCAAAAGAGAACGAAAAAAUGA